This is a messenger RNA of Aspergillus eucalypticola CBS 122712, 965 nucleotides long. RefSeq lists its product as uncharacterized. The transcript is spliced from 2 exons. Bases 1 to 738 code for a protein of 245 amino acids. NCBI's taxonomy places the organism in Eukaryota, Fungi, Ascomycota, Eurotiomycetes, Eurotiales, Aspergillaceae. The record is from RefSeq and is a predicted model, not a curated record.
AUGACCAAGAAAUCCCUCUUCCUCAUAGCAUCCUCCCUAACCCUAAUCAUCAUCAUCCUCACCACUCUUUCCACAGCCAACAACAGCUUCCCACUCCGAAAACGUCUUCCCCGUCCCUUCGUCUCCGCACCACACCUCCGUCACGACCUCCACCUCCAAGACUCCACCACCACCAACAAUCCCUACCUCUCCGAGAUCAAAGAGUGGCUAUCCCAGCAACUACCCUCCACCAACAACAACAACAACAAAAUGGGCAGCAAAUCCUCCUCCCACGAAAACCCCAUCAUCUCCGACGUCCUGCCCAAGAACCGUCUCAUCAACGUCUACGCCUCGCUCACCCGGCAAUUCGACAGUGUAGAAUCCCGCUUCAAUGAUCCCUCAAGCAACGUGACGGUCCUGGCACCGCGGAACAGUGCGAUCCAGAACCUGCCGCGCAAGCCGUGGGAGAAUCCUGAGGAUUAUGAGCGGUUUGGGCAGGCUGGGGCGUAUGAGGGUGAUGAGGGGCAGGAUCGGGCUACGAAGAAUUUGGAGAGGUUUGUGAAGGCGCAUGUUGUUGUGGGGAGUCCUUGGGGGGAGGGUGAUGAGGGGGUUACCCUUGCUGGGGAGAAGGUGACGUGGAAUAAAGGGGAGGGGGGGAAGAUUUAUAUUCAACCGGGGAAUGUGGAGGUGGAUAGUGUUGCUGAGAAGGUGUCGAAUGGGGAAUUGUGGAUUUUGAAUGGUGUCGUUAAUUAUACUUAGGUCCUGAUGGCGGACUGUCAUGAUGGUUAUUAUAUAUUUCGUUAUGUUUGUGAUAUUGAUGAUGAUUUCAUGAUUGAUGGAUGCCUGGAUACGGUCUCGUGGCAGAGGCUACUAUUAAUGAGGACACUCGCGUCUUAGUACUUACUACUCACGUUCUGCACUCAUAUUACUAGUAUGUCAUAUUGAUACAUCUGCACUUCAUCUAAUAUAUUCAACAAGUAGAGUCC